UCAUCUGCUCAUGAAAUGACUACUCCCUGUCGUGACGUCAAGAGUAGCGGGCAUUGUGAAAACAGCUGAAAAGGCCUACAGCCUGAACCAUUUAUAUACCUGUACACUCAGAACAAACACGUCAAAUGUACAGAUAGUCAGUAUCUUAACUGUAUAUUUUUCACAACAUGUUGCUCAUUUGAAAAUAAUAUAAGCAGCAAUGAAUUUAAAUGAUGCAAAAUAUGCCAAAAGAAAGCUGGAUUUCCAAGACCAACCGUUUCAUUUUAAGACAUUUUACUUGGACAUCAAGGCGGAAACGGUGAAGAGGAAAGUAGUCAGAAGAAUAAGAGAACUCGGUGGAACUGUUGAAGGCUUUCUAUCGAAAGAUGUACACUUGGUUAUCACUGACAAGAAAAAUGGAGAGUUGGAAAGAAAAUCGAAUAAAGAAGUUAAAACAAUACAGAUCAGUAAUCUGAGUAGAGGAAGAGCGUUACUGUUGAAAGCAAAUGCACAAAGUAAUAAGAGAAGAUCAUCAGUAGGUGGGAAUGAUAUUACCCAGAAUGCAUUAAAUCUUGGUGUAAAGGUGGAUCAAGCUAGUAUUUUUCUUCGAGAUUCCAGUAAAUUUGUUCAUGCUGUGAAAAAAACAAAGAAGACGAAUGAACUUGAUGGAAUAACACCUUUAGAAUGGACAGAAAGUGAAAAAGAAAACACUUGUUGCCUCAAAAUUGAAGAUACAGAACAGUUGUAUAAACCUCUGAUAAAACAUUUUGAAACAUUCCCUUCAUUAUUUUAUAACGAAGAAGUGGCAUCACCAUUUGUUAAAGGUGUCGUUCUAACAAAACAGACAGAUAAAAUAGUCAAUAGAUAUUCUACAGCAAAGAAAACUGUGACAUCCAAUAAAGGAGGUUUCUGUGAGGCAUGUGAUUAUUGGUACAAAUGUUCAUUAAGGGAACAUAUCAAAAGUGCAAAACAUGAAAAGUUUGUUAAGGAUCGAACAAACUUUGAUCACUUAGACACUGUUAUAAAUAAAUUACCUUCUUUCUCAGAUUUCUUUGUCAAAUUGAACAAAGUGCCAGGGAAAGAAUCAAAUAUGGAUACUGAAAUGCCCUUGUUACAUGUAUGUAAUGAACUUUCAGAAAACCAAAAUGAAAAAGACAUACUAGAUUGUGCUAUGCCAAAUUUGUCAUCAUGCAUUGUUGAAACCAUUGAUGUUUUAGACAGUGAGAUGCCAUCACUUCACAAAGAAUUUCCAUAUGACCAUGAUGACACUAACACACAAGAUUCUGGUACUGGUCGAGAUAUACAAGACGGUGAAUUCUGUGAUGUUUCCAAGUGUGACAUAACUGAUAAACAUUUAAUAAAAAGAACAAAUAGUGAUUCUGCUUUACCACCCGAUGAAGAGUUUCCUAUACAAAAUGUAUGUUGUACACCAUCUCUUGACUACCAUAAUGACAAUGCUGUUUUCAUGGAUGAGAUUACUCACAAAUCUACCAAUACAUUAACUUCAGUACAAAAUGUUACCUCUAAUGUACGCAAGAAAUUUUCAAAGAUUUCUUUGUUUGAAAACAAUCAAGAUAUUUCAGAAACCUGUGAUAGUUAUUCUAGUAUCAAAGACAGACUCUAUCAAGAAAAUAGCAUUGUUUCUCCACAAAAGGUUGAAAAAUCAUUUUGUUUCUCUGAAAUAUCAUCUCCCUCCUCUAAAGGGACGGGUCAGAGUAAUUUUAAAGAUUUGGUCACUAACUGGAUUCAUGAAAUAGAAAACUCAGCACAUAUUCCUAAACAAGACUCUUGUGAUCGCAAAACAAAGAAUGAUAUCUAUAGUGACAUUAGUUCUGUAGCUACAGACUUGACAGAAGAAUAUAAUCCUCAGGACUACCAUACUAUGAUACGGAGUACAACGGACAAAAGUGAGGUGACAAAAGAAGGUAUAAAUAGUUUAUACGGGAAUAUUAAUAUUGUCAAUGAAAACAGUUGUUCAAGAGAUAGUAUUUCACUGAUAUCUAUGCCGGAAACCCCUGAAAUUAAGAAAACAACUUUUUCAGGAUGUAAAUUUGGAAUCUUGGAUGAUUCUUAUGCAACACCAGAUAAUACUCUAUGUGCAAGUGACACAAGUGUUUAUAGUAUGAUUUCAGAAUGCACCACAUCCAAUCAAAGGUCAAAGGGUCCCUCUUCACAAUUUACUCCUCAUUCUGAAAAAAGUUUAGAUUGUGAAAAUAUUGGUUCAAAUUCAAAACAUGUACAUGAACCCUUAAAAAUAAAAAUAAAUUUGAGUGAAAUCAAGAAAAAUGAGAAGAAAGCUAAAAGAAAGGUCAAAGUUAAAAGAAGAAUAUUUCCUGAAAAUCCAAAAGAGAAUUACGACUCUUUUUAUCAAAUGCAUCAGCAGGGUGAAAUGAAGAUCAAGUUGUGUAAAGUUGCUAAAACCCCAGUGCAAAAGAAUGGUGACUUGAUGUCAUAUUGGAAAGUUAGAAAAAGUGGUGGAUGCCGACUUGUAUUCAGCUCUGAAAAAAGAAAAGAAAAUGACAUUGGAAAUAAAACUGGAGACAUUAGUAGUAAGGGAGCUGUUCCUAGUUCUGACUCUGAGAAGAGAAAAGCAUGUCAUCUGGAAAAUGAUCACCAUGACCACUCAGAAAAGUUGAGGAAGAGAAGAAAAUGUAUCUAUUUACAGUUUUUCUGAUUUAAUUUAAAUUUUUUAGUGGUACAAUGUACAUGUAUUAUGAUAUUUAUCUUUCAGGAAAAUAAUUGAAAGUUUUGCCUGAGAAUGCAUCAAUUUUGCUGUUUAAAUUUUAUAAGAUUUACAUUUUUAGAGCAUUUGUAAUUUUACAUGCAAUCAAAUGUACCUAUUGUUCUAUUGAUUAGUUCAUUGCAGGUGGUUUUCUUCUAUUUUUUUUAUAUGGUUUUAAAUAUAAACAAUGAUACUGAUUUUGUUGACUUUUUAGAUUUUUUACUAAUUAUAGUAAUUAAUUUCAGUCAAUAUGAGUUGUAUGGAAUUAAGGAUAAUAUUGACAUCUAAUUUUGUAUUUAUUUUUAAAUCUGUAAAAACAUGAAAAAGACCAACUUAUAAUUAUACUGAACUCCAAAUGCAAAUUUUAAAUUAUUAAAGAAGACGUUCAUAUUUAUUUUCAUAAUUUUAAAUAUGACUGUUACAAUGUACUAUAUUUUAUAGCGCAAAGCACAUUAAAAUGUAUUGAAUGUAUAUGUUUUACAUGAACUUAUUAAACAUAUACAAAUGUAAAGUCAUGAUAGUCACCAUGGUCAUAAUAGUUGCAUCAUAUAUAACCAAUGAGAACCUACUUUUGAAAUAAUUAUAAUAGAUAAAAAAAUAAUUGUUAUUUGAAUAGUACGUAGUUUCCAUGAAAAUGAAAUAGGUUUUACUAUCAGAUGGUGGAAAUUUAAACUAUUUGUAUAAAGCUUCAUAAUUCCUUGAACUCAGUUAACUGCUAGAUUUUUUUUUAUGUUUUUGUCAUGUAAAUUUCUUAUUUAUUCAUCAUGUACAAAAAAUGUACAUGUGAGUUAUAGGAUAACUAUAGCAUAUUUUUUGUUUUUUGUGUAUAAAUAUACAUGAAUUAAUUUCACCUGUUUAUGGCCACUUCAAAUAAUAACAUAAUGACAUGAAUAUUUUUUUUUUGGAUCCAUGUAAUUAUUGAUUUUUUCUUUCAAAUUUUCACUCUGAAAAGCUUAAGCUGAAGUAAAGCAUGGUAAUCACGAAAGUAAAAACCUGAAAACUUUUCAAUAUUUUCAAUUUUAGGCAAAAUGUUGUUUUUGUUGCCAACUAAAAAACCUUUAUAUAUAUAGAAAUAGAGUAUGCUAAAGAAAAUUCUGAAUAUCUGUACAAAUGUAUGUACUUUUUAUUUAUAUGUCAUUUGGACCAUCAUAACAACUUUUUUUUUUUAAAUAUAUAUUGUGAAAAUGAUUCUGAUCCAUAUUUUUAAGCAUUGUCUUCUUAUAUGUCCUACAGUGUUAUGGAAAAUACUUAUUCUUUUUAAAGUUUUGUACACGAUGUAUUAUUACCAUUUUUCACCAAUAAUAAACCAUGUUCUUUCAGAAAGUAUGCAUCUUUGUCCUUUUUUCUCUGGUAUCCUUAUUUUUAGAAUAUAUUAUUUUGGGUCUUGUGUCUAAUUUGUAAAAUGAGUGCUUUUCUAUAGUUUGAAGCCUCUUUGACUUCUUUUGGUAAAAUCAAAUAAGUUCAGAUGUUAUACAAAAAGUGAAGUUGUUUAAAGGGGUAUUACCUGUCAAAUAUAACUGAUUUGACUCAAAUUCUCAUAUUUGAUUUAUAACAUACUAUUUCAAAUGUAUUUCCAAAUUACAAUAAGUCUGAAAUAAAUGACUCCAUAAGAUAUAUCAACAUUUCGUGUGUAUUUUAGUCUGAAUGCCAUCUUAUCAACCAGUAGGAAGACAUCUGAAGACUGCCAACAAUCACAUGACCCAACAUUAACAUCAACCUGAAUAUAAAUAGAUAGCAACCUCAUACAAUUGGGCUAUUGUAGGCCUGUUUGAUUUUAUAUUAUAGGUAAAAUAAUAAGUUCAUCAUGGGUGUUUCCCUGUAUAAGAAUGAUUUGAUGAUGAAAGAGUCCGCCUUUUGUUUCACUGUCAAUGUUGACAUUAUUUUCCUUUUAUUUAAUGGCUGAACAAGACUAAUACCAAAAAUACAUGCAAAACUCAUCUCUAGCUUUUUUUCUUUUAUUUAUAAUUGAACCAAAUCAAAAUCAUAUAUUAUUUUUGUUAGGUAUAUCAUAUAGCUAAUGCCCCUUUUAUUAAACAUGUAAAAUGAAUUAAAAUGUUUUUGGCAAAACACUUUGGUAACCCAAGGUUGAUGAUUACUGACAUUGGGAAGCAGUUACAUAGGUUGUAUGGGGAAUUCCUGUCAGCAAAUUUUUGAUAUUUUUCUCAAUGGCAAUGUAAAAACCAAUAAGGGUGGCUGCAUUCUAAUGGUUUUAGUGAUUGCAAAUAGAGUUUUUAAUGAUAUGCAUGUCACAGUGAGAUUUGCUGUGAACUUGUUUAUUGAAUGAUGAUACAUGUAUGUCAAACAUUUUCUAGAACUAGAAUCCGACCAUUGUGACAUAGCAACUUUCAAUUUGUUAGUAUUGUACAUGUUAGCAAUAUAAUUGUAUUUGUCUAUUUUGUUAUUCAUGUAAUUUAGUGGUAGUUAUUGUUAUGCUGGAAAUCAACUAGUGUUUUAUAGAAAGUUAUUUUGUAGCCAUUUUAGAUCCAUAUUAGUUUUGAAAUGUAUAAAUGUAACAUGAAAGUAUCUACUUUUCUUCGAUUUUGUCAAAAGGUGAGAUAUGACACUUGCAGCGCAUCAGUUGUUGUCACACUAAAUUAAAAGGAUAAAUAGUCAAUGAUAGUUGUAUAGGUUUAUAACAACAAACUGGAUCUUUGAAAAGCAAACACAAUCAGCUUACUGUCCAACAAGAGAUGCCUUCAUGUGUCUUUUAUGAGAUUUCCCUGAUUAGGUAAUUUUCUGAGUUUCUAGUAGAAACUUUCUACACUGUGGAUUCAUUUAUUUUCUUGUGUACCAAAGUUUUUUGGGUUGAGAAAAUUGUAAUUCUGUGAAUAUUUGGUGUUUUAGAAGCGAACUUCAUAUAAAUAUACUUACUUUUAAUGAUUUUAUGAACAUAAAUGUUUUUUGGGGUAAAAUUGCAUUUCUCAGGUUUAUAUCUCAAAAACAAAGAGAGCAAAUUUUACAUGGUUAAAUAUGAUCAGCAGGUUGAGGUAUGGCUAUCUGGGUAUCUGAUUUUUAGGUUAUUGUCCCUGAAUUCAUGAUUUUAAGGAAAUUUUGUAGUUUUGGUUAUUAUCUUGAAUUUUAUUAUCAUGAUUAUAGAUAAUAUAUAAAGAUAAAACAUUUAACAUAAAGAUUUUUUUUUCAGAAUUUGUUCAUCUAGUUUGCUUACUUUAAAAAAAAAUUCCUUUGAAACUGCUGAUUCAGUUUCAGAGUAUAUAGUAUUGAUUUUGUAUUUUGUUUCCUUUUACCUCAAGAAACAUAUUUACUAUGCUAACAUGGAACAUAAGGGUAAACUGCAUUUUUAUGCUUUUGGAGAAAAUAUGACAGCAUUUAAUUAAGUCCAUUCUUUAUAAAAGCUUUUUAUUUGUAUUCCUAUUUUUCAAUAUCCUACAGUUUGUGUAUAUUUGUAUUUGAUGUAUAAAAAUAUGCAAUAUUAUUUUUAGUAAAUUUUACACAACUUUUAAUUUAAAUUAAUGUUAUUUAAGUUAUUCAAUGGUAUAUAUUUUGGUUGUACAUCAUUCAUUUUUCUGAUCAUUCCAAUAUACAAUGAUAUAUAUAUAUUGAAGCCAACUCAAUUCUUUGUUCAUGCUAUAU
Mytilus trossulus (common blue mussel) is the source of this 6292-nucleotide messenger RNA. RefSeq lists its product as uncharacterized. Gene Ontology annotation, cellular component: Dbf4-dependent protein kinase complex. The record is from RefSeq and is a predicted model, not a curated record. Gene Ontology annotation, molecular function: nucleic acid binding; zinc ion binding; protein serine/threonine kinase activator activity. The transcript is spliced from 2 exons. Lineage: Eukaryota; Metazoa; Mollusca; Bivalvia; Mytilida; Mytilidae. Gene Ontology annotation, biological process: regulation of cell cycle phase transition; positive regulation of nuclear cell cycle DNA replication. The coding region runs from base 200 to 2653 and encodes 817 amino acids.